UCUAGCACACCAAAAUUUACCGAAUCCUCGUUAUUCUUACUUUUGUGAACUUGUAAAUUUUGUACAGAAAUUCUUUAUUUUCCAAGAUAAGAAUCGAAGAUGGUCUUCGAAUCAAUUGUUGCUGAACUUUUAAACAAAGUAUUAGGAGAGUAUAUUCAAAAUUUGGAUUAUUCGCAAUUAAAGCUGAGUUUAUGGGGAGGAGAUGUAGUACUAACAGACUUAUUAAUAAAAGAAACUGCAUUAGAUUUAUUGAAUCUACCUAUUAGAUUGGAAUAUGGAAGAUUAGGGAAACUUAUAUUAAAAAUACCAUUUAAAGAUAUGUGGAAUGGUCAAAUUGAUGCUAUAGUUGAAGAACUUUUUGUACUUAUAGUUCCUACAAGUCAGGUUGCAUAUGAUGCAGAAAAAGAAGAAAAAAUGCAGCUUGAAGCUAAACGUACAGAACUUACAAGAGUUGAGAAAAAAAAACAAUUAGCAGAUACCAAAUCACAAGAGAAACUGGAUGAUUCAAUGGUUGAAAAACUUAUUGCCCGUAUGAUAAAAAAUAUUCACAUUGAAAUAAAAAAAAUACAUGCGAGAUACGAAGACCAUAUUUCAUUCAAAGAUCAUCACUUUUCAGUUGGUUUUACAUUGAAUAAAUUUAUCUUAGAAAGUUGUACAGAUUCUUGGGAAACAGAUGGUAAUUUAAAAGAUAUGUAUGCUAUUCCACAAAUUUAUAAGUUAUGCACACUAGAUGGUUUAGCAGUGUACCUCAAUACAACAGUAGAACAGUUUAGUAGUGCACAAUCAAAUUAUUCAGAUCUAUUUUACAGUGGUAUUGCCACUGUUGAUUAUAAUCCACCUGGUUAUCAAUAUUUAUUGGGUCCAAUAAAUGUCAAUGCAAAAUUAAAAUUAAAUCCUAAACCAGAAACAGAUGGAAGUAAUUAUACAAUUCCCAAAGUGUGGUUGGACAUGGAAAUGCAAAAAUUAAGAAUAGGAUUAGUGAGAAAACAAUAUCACACCCUUGUUCAAUUAGGUGAGGGUUUAGAUCAAGCUCAAAAGGCUGCCCCAUAUAGAAAAUAUAGACCAAAGUUAACAUCAUACAGAGGACACUAUAAAGAAUGGUGGAAGUUUGCAUAUGCUUGUAUUUUAGAAGAAUCAGUACGUAGGAAACGUAGGAAUUGGGACUGGAAUCAUAUGAAAAAUCAUCGAGAUAUGUGUCGUGCUUACGCUGGAGCCUAUCAAACGAAACUAACAACUAAGAAAAUUGCACAGGAGAUAGAAGAUCUCCUUACUGAAUGUGAAAAGAAAUUAGACAUUUUUAAUUUAGUUAUUAUUAGGCAAAAAAUUGAAAUGGAAGUGGAAAAAUUAGCGGAAAGAGAAAAAAGUUUAAAAGCAAAACGUGGUUGGUUUGGUUUCUUGUGGUCCAAUACGCAAGCAGAAGAAGCACAAGAAUUAAACUCUGCAGCUGCCAUAAUGAGAAAAUUCGAGCAAGCAAUGACGCCGCAAGAGAAAGAAAAAUUAUAUAGAGCGAUUGAUUAUCAAGAAAACAGUGCACCAGCUCACUAUCCCGAAACAUAUGAAAUGAUUGAUACACGAUUUCUUUUACAUGAGCUACAAAUUAUAAUUUUAGAUACGGAUAAAGAACAUCCUUGUAUUCUGGAUCUUCAGCUUCAUAGUGUUCAGGCUUGCUUUAAGUCAAGACCUUCUGCUAAUGGCAUUUUAGUUGCAGUGUCAAUCAAUGAGAUGAAGUUAUUGGGAACAAAACAGGAUGAACAAAUUCCUUCACUUUUUAAUUCACAUCAGCAUGGUGCAGAUAAUGUUUUAUUAUCUGUGUCAUAUGAAAAGAAUCCUCUUGAUAAAUUAUGUGGUGACCGUGUUAUAGUAAAAUCUAAAUCUGUAGAUAUUAUUUAUGAUGCACAAACAGUGAUAGAAUUAAUUAAUUUAUUUAAAGUACAAAAUUCGUCGACUUUAAACAAUCUUCAAGCAGCUGCUGCAGAACAACUGGAAGGUUUGAAAGAAAUGUCAGCUCUAGGUUUGGAACAUGCUAUUCAGAAGCAUUCAGUAUUAGAUAUACAGGUUAAUAUGCAAGCUUCUCAAUUAAUUAUACCACAUGAUGGAUUUUAUAACAACACAAAAUCUGUGUUAGUUGUCAAUCUUGGUAGUUUACAAAUACAUUCUCUAGAAAAACCAAAAGAUGUUAAAGCGAACGUAUCUGUUAAACAAUUAAUUAGUAUGGGCAAAAGCGAAGAAGAUGUGUUAUUACAUCUUAGAGAACAUAGUUAUGACAAAUUUGUUUUAAAGAUAGUUGAUUUUCAAGUACUAGUUUCACUGCCAGGUGAAGAAUGGCGCACUGUUUUACCAAGUGUAGAUGAUUCUAUAACAUUAUUACACCCAACAAUGCUUGAAAUUCAGUUUCACAAAUGUUUAAUAACAGAUGAUCCUUUACUUCCAAAACUUAGAUUGAUAGGACAAUUACCAUCAGUUGUCAUUAAUAUAACAGAUAUUCGUUUAUUACAAGCCCUCUCUAUUGCUCAAAGUAUUCCACUUCCAAAAGAAAAGGAACCUACAGAACUUCAUAAGUUAUCCUUGAGCAAGUCUGUUUCACAAUUGUCUUUGCUAAGAGAUAUAACCAGCACUAUUUCUGAGAAGAAAAAGGAAGAAUUUUCUACUGCAGCUGUAGUUAAACAAACGAUAGAUAUGGAAAUGAAAUUUGAAAUGAAAGAAUUUGCAGUACAAGUUUCAUCCCAAAAAGGCAGUGCAAUAAUACCAUUUAUGAAAUUCGAUAUACUACAGUUAGAAGCAGAAAUGUUACAACGAACUUAUGAUCAAGAAAUAUUAUUAAGAUUGGGAGGAGUUCAAGUAAAACAACAUUAUAAUCAAACAGAAAUAUUUAUGGUAAACACACCUAUGCUGUCUGGUAGAGACGAAUAUUUGAUAACAGUACAGUAUAUAAAUGUAAAUAAGCGAUCUCCUGAAUUUAAAACAAAACAUGGAUCUGUUCUUAAAUUAUUAAAAUUAGAAUUUACAACAUUAGAUGUUCUAUUGCAUCAAGAAGCGCUUAUAAAUCUUCUUCAAUUUAUAUCAUAUAUGCAGGAUCAAAUGAAUACAAUAGCAAGUAGUAAACCCGAGAAAGGGUCUCAUAUGCGUCCACGUCCUACACAUUUGGUUUCUAUUCAAGAAGAAACUUCUACGUUUUUAAAAGAACAAAUUCAAAAACAAAAAAUUAGAUCAACAUCACGUCGGAAAAGGACAGUGAUCGAGCACAUAGAUUUAAAGAUACAAGCAAAGGUUGGAACUAUUUGUAUGAAGAUAAUUAGCGAUUCUAGAGAAAUUACUGCAUUUUAUAUCGAUGGUAUCACUGCCGGGUUUAUAAUGAAAGCUUCCUAUUCUCAAGCAAAUGUUAAUUUAUCUUCUAUCAGUAUUAAAGAUCUUAAUGCAGUAUCAGCUUAUAAAGAUAUUGUAUCAGUGAUAGAAGAUACAGAAUCUUUACAAAUUCAGGCUAUAAUAUAUAAUAUUGAUCCAUCAGAAAUUGAUAAAAAUAAUAUGUCCAUUACAGUUGUUAUGGGUUGUUACCGAAUAGUUUUCUUAAAUAUGUUUGUCACUAGUAUAAUGAGCUUCUUGAACAAUUUUCAAGCGGCUCAACAAGCCAUAAAAGACGCCUCAGCAGCAGCGGCAGAAGCAGCGAAAACAAAUAUUAAAGAUGUAAAAGAAAGUGCCGCACGUAUCGGGCUUGCGGUAAAAAUUAAGGCUCCUGUUAUAUAUGUACCAAUGCAUUCGAAAAGUGACCAGUGUUUAACGCUUGAUAUGGGUAAUCUUACUGUAUGUAAUAUUUUUAAAAAGCUAGAAGUUACAAAUGACGCUGGUGAUUGUCCUGUUGUUGAUGAAAUGAGAAUCGAGUUACAAAAUUUAAAGCUAUCACGAGUGAGAUUGAAUAUGGAGAAAUUUACAGUUGAAAAUGAAAUAUUACUAUUAGAACCAGUUAGUUUUACAUUACUUAUGAAACGUAAUUUAUCCACUGCUUGGUUCACAUCUAUACCAGACAUUGAUAUGUCUGGUAGAUUAAAUAAAAUUAAUAUAUUGAUAAGUAAAGAGGAUUAUGCAACUACAAUGAAAGUAUUAGAAAAGAAUUUAGGUGAAACAGUUGAAGAUAAAAAAUUGACAACAAGCAUUAAUCAAGCUGAAAAGAAGCUUGAAGUCGAAGUUUUACAACAUCGUCAAACUGACAAAUUUGCGACAGCUACUAGAGAAGAUUCAGAAGAUACAAAUCUUCAAGAACAAGUACAUAUACAUACAUCCAUUAAAUUUGAAUUUGUUAUGGAUAGUCUCGUAAUUACCUUAUUUACGGGAGGUUCAAAAAUGCUACAAUCACAAAGUUCUCUACUUCAUUUACCAGAAAAUGGACUAGCGAAAUUCUGUUUGACUCAUUUCGCGUUAAAAGGCCGAAUAUUUGCCGAUGGUUUAAUGGCAACUUCAAUUCUUCUUAUGAACUGUACUUUGGAUGAUACACGACAAAGUAGACAAGGUUCUCUAACAAGAAUCAUGGAAAGAACUACAGCAGUACCUUCUAUGGAUGAUGAUGAAAAAGAAUCAAAACCUAUUCGUAGUAUGUUAGAUAUGACUAUUAGGCAAAGUUCAAAUGAUACAUUUGUUGAUAUUCGAGUCUUUUCAUUUAGUAUAAUUGUAUCACUUGAUUAUCUAAUGAAAGUGAAGGAUUUUUUUACUAUUGACGCUCCAUCAACAAAUAAGUCAGCAUCCCAACAUGCUCCAAAGAAUUAUAAUGAAUCAAUAGUUAAAAAGAAACGAAGUACUACACCAACUAAAAAAAUGUUUACUAUUAAUGUGCACAUUGAAAAACCUGAUAUUAUUUUAUUGGAAAACAUGGAUGACAUAAAUUCCAAUUGUAUCAUAUUAAAUACCGAAUUAUUGUUGAAAGUACGUUUGAUGGAUGAACAUCAAAUAAUAACAGGUUCCAUAAAAGAUUUGUCGAUUUCAGCUGGUAUAUACAAUCCUAUGAAAAGGAGUGAUUGGAUAUACCAGGUUCUAAGACCAUGUAGUAUAAGUGUAGCAGGCUCUACACCAGAUGAAAAAGGACUUCACAUUGAUAUUUGCUGCACAGAUAUUCACUUAUCAGUUUCUCCAGGUGUCAUAGAAAUAUUGAAUAAAGUCAUUCAUUCUGUUACGAAAACGGAUGUGAAAGAUGAGGAAGUUAUUAUUACUGAACAAAAUUAUGAAGGAUUGUGGAUCGUGACACCGUUUAAAGAAAGUGAUUUUUGGUUUUUAAAAACAGAAUUAGGAGCAGAGACUAUAGAAGAUUUUGUAUACUCUGAUGAUGAAGAUACUACAGUUUAUAAACCGGAAUUAGCAAUAAUCUCUGCACCAACAAUUCUGUUCACAUUGGAAGCAGGAGUCGGCAAUAAAACAUUACCAAUGCUUUUACUUCACAUCGGUUUCCAAAGUAAUAUUAGCGACUGGAGUACGAAAACUAUGAACAUAGAAUAUACAAUGUCGGUAAUUAUGGCGUAUUACAAUAGUUGUUUGGCAUUGUGGGAACCAUUGAUUGAACCAGUUGAGGUGAUCAAAAAUAAAGAACAUGUUUCAACACCCUGGGAACUAAUAGUUAAAAUUCAAUUCAAUGAUGUAUCUGCGGAUUCUAGAGGCAUAAGUGCAGUGAGUCCCACAUCAGAUAGUGAAACAGAAGAAUUGCAUCAAACUCCCAAAAUGUCUAUCGACAUAAUAUCUACUGAAAAUUUAGAAAUAACAGUAACCAAAACAUGUCUGGAUGUACUAAAACAACUUGGUAAUGCAUUUUCGUCUGCCAUGGAAGCUAGUGGAAAAGGAACUGCAAAGAGUGUGGCCCCAUAUGUACUUAAGAAUGAAACUGGUUUAGCAAUGGUCUUAGAUUUAGAACGCAGUCACUUCAAGGUUUUUAAUGAUCGAUUAAAACUUACGAGCAGUAAUACAAAUUCGUACAUGGAAGUAAUUCUUGAAUCUGGUGCAUCAGUAGAACUAGCCUCAAGAACAACAAAAACGGAAAUACCAUUGCUUGAUCAAUUGAAAACUGAAACAAUUAAAGAACGGGAAGACGAUAAGUUUAUUAUUUCGUUUAAAGAAAUUCACGGAACUCUGGCGAUACCUGUUUUAAGAGCUGACAAAAGGUUCUUUUCAUUAAAAUAUCGAAAAGAUAGUUCGGAAGAAUGGGGUAUUGUUUCCGACGUUGUAGUAGACGAAGGCAGUACUAUUGUUACUCUUAGAAGUAUUUUACAGGUACAUAAUCAUUUUAGUCAACCAAUAUCUGUAUAUUAUAUGACUAAACGCGGAAAUGAAGUUGAAUGUGUUGGAACUGCUGCUCCAGAUAGUAAAUUAAAUCUUCCAUUACACGCCGUAUAUACUCCAACAAAUAUCUAUGGGCUAUUUUUUAGCGUUGAAGGAUAUAUGGUUUCAUUAGAUCAAUUUAUUUGGAAGGAUCUUCAAAAGACAGUCAGUAUGACAAAACUCUUAAAAUGCGAAGCUCGAAUAAAGCAAGAAACAAUAGAACCAUUUUAUAUAAAGAUGUUUUUCGUGAUGGUUGUGGUUGGUAGUAUUUUAUAUAAUAACAACACUAUUGGCUUAUUAUUGAAUGCUAUUAACUGGCGAUCCAUAUUCUGCCGUUUCAUUGAUUGCGUCAAGCAUCUUUGCUUGAAAAAUUUAUCCUCAGAGCACAAAAAAUAUCUGGAAGCACCUAUUCAGGUUGUUGGUGAAAUGGAACAGGUUUAUUUUGAAAAUACUAGUCGACACACUAUGGCAAGUACGAUUUAUAAUGUUCAUUUAUACCCACCUGUAUAUUUGAAGAAUUUUUUGCCUAUUGAUAUUAUUGUGUGUCUACCUGGAGCUGUACAAGAGAAACUUUUAGAAGCUGGAACAACUUAUCAGAUUCCUACAAUUGAUCCUGGAAAAUCUUAUAUAAUUAUAAAGUUACCAAAUUAUUUAGAAAAAGAUUGGUCAUGCAGAGGUGAAAUAAUAGCGAAUCCAGCAGAAUUUUCUGUAUGGUCUUUUGAAUCUUUUGACAGUGCACAAAAAGCUGUAAUGGAUUUGGGAAUGCAUACAUCAUAUAAACAUGGUUCUAUUGUUAUGGCAUUAUAUUGUCCAUUUUGGAUGUUAAAUAAAACAGGCUUAAUGUUAUCUUAUCCGAAAUCAAGUAAGGGUGGCAAAGAACACUCAAGUCCAGUCAAGAAUUUGGUUUGUGUGAAACCUCAUCAACCACGUGCAGAAUACAGGAAGAAGAAAGCACGUUCGAGUGGAGAAGACUAUGUAAAUGUACUUUACCACCCAGAGAAUUUUAAGGGACCAAUAUUGUUUUCAUUUCGCUCCAAAGCAUUCUUUGGUAAAAAGAAGGCAAUGAUUAGAGUGGAAGAUGGUGAAUGGUCUGAUGAAUUUCCAAUAGAUGUUGCAGGAAGUGAUGGAGUGGUCACUUGUAAAUAUAAUGGCUUAAUAUAUCAGAUUGGUGUUCACAAUCAAUUGACUUGUAAUUCUUUAACAAAACAAAUUACAUUUACUCCAUAUUAUGUACUAAUAAAUAACUCCAAUUAUUUUAUUGAAUGCCAAGAAGGUAAUAGACCAGCUGAUCCUAUGAUUAAGGUUUCUCCCGGAGAAUGCAUGGCCCUUUGGCCGCAUUCUGAACAUGAUCAGAAAACUCUAAGAGCUAGAAUUAUGGGUGAUCCUGAGAAAACUGCACCAUUUCUAUAUACAGAGAGUCAUACGACUUUAUUGAAAUUGAAUAAUAAGUAUGGGGGAAUUAAUGUAGAUAUACAAAUAAGUGAAGGUGGAGUCUACAUUUCUUUAUCUGUUUAUACUCAUGGAAAUGCUCCAGCUUUAAUUAUUAAUCAUACACCAUACACUAUCAAUUUCUGGGAAAAAGGAUCAUUGAAUGUCAGAGCUGUACAAACAAACAAUAGAAUGUUUUAUACUUGGGAAAAUCCUGCAGGAUCGCGAAGAUUAGUUUGGGAAGAUAACAAUAAAAAAGAAAUUGAAGAAACUCUACGAAAAGAUACUUUAGGAGCUUUUCAGUUACCAGAUUUAGACAUAGAAGUGUUCUAUGUAUCGUUUUUGGAUGGUACACAACGGGUACUUCUGUUUACAACAAAUAUGAAAGUUGCAGAAGACUGUGAAUUGGCGGGUGAUUUCGAAGCUAUAGAACAAGAAGUGACAAUAAGUAUUCAUGGAGUUGGUUUUUCACUCGUUAAUAACAUCACGCGAUCUGAAUUGUUAUAUUUAUGUAUAGCUAGUUCUGAAAUUAUAUGGGAAACGCGUAAAUCUAUUACUCAUCGUUGGCGUGGUCUUAGCACGAGAGAGGUAAAUGUUAUAGAAAAAGGCUAUCAAAAAUAUAUGCGUGAAUUACAAAUAGGAAAAGAUCCGACACAAAAAAUAUUGCUUGAACCAAAAUUAGAGAUAGAUUAUCUAAAUAUGGAAAUGUUAAAACCACAUCGUCGUUGUUUGCGACGAACUUUCCAAACUGGUUUAUGGUUGCAAUACCGUACUUCAGCGCAUCAAGUGCAGUUACAUGCAAAGAUUAACAGAUUGCAAAUUGAUAAUCAACUAGCAGAUUGUGUUUUCCCGGUUAUAUUGGCUCCAGUUCCACCACCAAAGAGUGUCACAGCGAGUACUGUUAUGAAACCGUUUGCUGAACUUAGUAUGGUUAAACAAUUACUUGAACAUAGUAAUGUACAGCAAUUUCGGUACUUUAAGGUUCUUGUACAAGAGUUUCAUGUAAAAGUGGAUAUUGUAUUUAUUAAUGCAAUCAUGGGAAUAUUUGAAACAAAUGAAAUGAACGAUACGGAAGAAAGAAAAUUGUUCAAAUUGGACACGAAACUCGUUGAUGAACCAUUAAUGUAUCAUGUCAGUUUAAUUACUACAGCUGAACAGAAAAACUUCUUUGAUUUACUACACUUCUCUCCUUUGAAAAUUCACAUAAGUUUCUCAAUGACUGGUAGCAGCAGCGGGCCUUCUGCAGUACCUCAAGUAUUAAAUGUAUUAUUACAAGGAAUAGGUGUUACGUUAACUGAUAUUAACGAUAUUGUCUUUAAAUUAGCGUAUUUUGAGAGAGAAUAUAUUUUUAUGACGCAUAAACAACUUAUUUCCGAAGCUACAAUGCAUUACGUAGGACAAGCGAUUAAGCAAGCUUACGUUCUCGUUUUGGGACUCGAUGUAAUAGGCAAUCCAUAUGGUCUUGUAGUGGGCACUAUGAAAGGCAUCGAAGAUUUAUUCUACGAACCUUUCCAAGGUGCUAUACAAGGACCUGGAGAAUUUGCUGAAGGUUUGCUUCUUGGUAUGAGAAGCAUGUUAGGCCAUACUGUUGGAGGAAUGGCGGGUGCUGUUUCCAAAAUAACUGGAGCUAUGGGCAAAGGUAUAGCUGCCUUAACGUUUGAUAAAGACUAUCAGAGAAAACGGCAAGAACAGCUUAACAAACAACCAGCCAAUUUGCAAGAAGGUCUUGCUCGUAGCGGUAAAGGUUUAGUAAUGGGUGUUGUUGAUGGUGUAACUGGUGUUGUAAUGAAACCCAUAUCGGGUGCUAAAGAAGAAGGUGUGCAGGGAUUCUGUAAGGGAUUUGGAAAAGGCGUUGUUGGCCUUGUUACUAGACCUACUGCUGGAGUUAUAGAUUUUGCCAGUGGUUCAUUCGGAGCAGUGAAACGUGCAACUGAGUUGCAUGAAGAAGUAAAAAAAGUGAGGCCAUCUAGAUUUUUGCAACCAGAUAACUUAGUCAGACCAUAUGUUCGAAAACAAGCUGAGGGACAUAAAAUCUUAAGUGAAUUAGAAAAAGGAAAAUACGCAAAUACUGAUAUCUAUUUUUAUCAUAUGUAUAUUAACAAAGAUGUAUUAUUGCUUACUGAUAAGAGAAUAGCAUAUUUAGAGCACAGUGAUUUAUUCGGUGGAUGGCGGGUACAUUGGACCCAUACAUGGCAAGAAAUGAGCGAAUUACCUAAAUUAGUUGAUAGGGGAGUUCAGAUAUUUGUUAAGGAUACUAAUAAGAGAAAAUUGGGAAAUCUAUUUGGUAGUGCAGAUCAAUCAAAAAUAAUUUUAAUACCUGAUUAUAAUGUAAGACAGCUUUUAUGCAAUAAAAUACAACAACAAAUUGAUCAAAAUGGAUUAUAA
Messenger RNA from Eufriesea mexicana, 10104 nucleotides. RefSeq names its product vacuolar protein sorting 13C (gene Vps13). Lineage: Eukaryota; Metazoa; Arthropoda; Insecta; Hymenoptera; Apidae. Gene Ontology annotation, biological process: protein targeting to vacuole; protein retention in Golgi apparatus. The transcript is spliced from 60 exons. The coding region runs from base 100 to 10104 and encodes 3334 amino acids. The record is from RefSeq and is a predicted model, not a curated record.